Molecule: messenger RNA, 2432 nt
Organism: Coccidioides posadasii C735 delta SOWgp
Lineage: Eukaryota; Fungi; Ascomycota; Eurotiomycetes; Onygenales; Onygenaceae
Source: RefSeq, a predicted model, not a curated record
AUGGCACAGGGGGAGCUAUGGGCUACUCUACUGACGGCUAUUAACCCUAUCAACGCCAGCGCAAUGCCGGUUGUCCUGCAGUCUACUAUCGAUCUCCUGGAGGCUGAACUGGUCAAGGCGAGGGCCGCGCUUCAGCAAGUCCAAGCUGAACCGACGGUUCCCGUUGCCGAAAACGUCACCGCUGGUGCUAUGGAAGCGUACAAAGUCCACUUGGUUGGAUGUGCUUCACGCAAGCAAAGCAACCAUUCUUUCCUGCCUUUGAUAGAUGAUUCUUUUGUGCGCUAUAGCAGCAUGACUGCUCGAAAACCAUCUCGAAACUGUACUGCCUUGGCAGACAUUUUGUCGAAUUCCCUUGUGAUCGACCAUCUGGCCCCGUACAUGUCAGUCGCGUCAUUGCUCUCCCUGGCAUCGACCAACAGGACCAUGAGAUCUCUUGUCAUGGAUACGCCUUACGUCUUCCGUCAUCUGGACUUGACCCAGUCUCGUGGUGCCCAAGUCCCGCUUAUCAGCCCCAUCGAUCGCGGAGGCACCGUCUGGAGGAAUGAACGCAUCGACGAGUCUCUAACUGAAGAUGAGUUCUACUCCGGCCCACUUAGAGGAAUUUUCGACGACUUAGGACGAAGAGCUAUCCUCCAAGAUGUCCGCACCUUGAUAUUGGACGGUCUUUCUGUUCCAGCGGAUUUAGUCGCCGAAAUUGUCUUGAACGAUCGUUUCAAUGUUUCCAUCCUGUCCAUUCGUGGCUGUCUGAACUUGAACGAACGUAAAUUGAUGCAGACACUGCAGUAUGCGGUAAGACCUGGUCGCGCAAAGGGCACGCCAAGACUGAAGGGCAUCUACCAUUUCAGUCCGAAAGAUUCUGAUCAGCCUUCGUGCCACCAGACGACCCUUGGCAAGCGGCAUCGGCCCGACCUGGCCCAGACUGGCCACCACACAAACCACGCAUAUCACCCUCAUCACUCGGAAAAGGAUGUUCAGCAUCGCCACGAAUGGUAUAAACCUUCUGGUCAGGUACUCAAAGGCACAAUAACCAAUGGAUGGGCCCAAACAUUGCAACUCUGUGAAAGACUAAUCUCAUUCGAUGCCGUUCUCUGCCGAAGCCCGAGACAUGAUCCGAAUUCCUUCACUGGGGAAAAUUCCAAGCCGAUAGGUUCAUACCUUCAACCAGCAAUUGCUACCGUCGCGCUUGGACCAAGAGGAUGUGAAGGAUGUGGCACUGCUCCUGAAGGCCCCGCUGUCUGGGGCUACUCUCCGGAAGAGUAUUUCCCACUGCUUGCACCCCCUCCACUACAUUCUUCUCGGAUCGCCGUCGCCAAGAAUCCCGCGGUGUACAAGAAUGAAUCACCUACGCUGAUCAUGCAAUGCGAAGACUGCGUCCGGAAUCGCUUGUGUCGCCGAUGUAACCGAUGGUGGUGCUCCGACUGCUUGCAAGACCCUGAGAUUCUCAGAACCCCUGGUACUGCAUAUCAGCCGCCGGGUAUGUUUGCUGGCAUGGAACAAUCCAAGGAGUGCGAAUUUUUAAAGCAUCCUAGGCAAUGUGUUGCCAGAGACUGCUGGGAGUGCGGGCCCACGUGCACUCGCUGUAUGAUCGAGGUUAUUCGCACCUGCGAAAUCUGCCAAGGAGGAUUUUGCCUAGACCACAACGAUGGCUGUUCCCAGACCAAGUGUGACUGGUGUAAUACACCAAGACGUGGUGGCAGGGUCUAACCCUGUAAAAGGGGUUGAUGUCAUUAACAUCACCAGCGAAUAGUGGCCAUCCUUUCUACUCGCAUUUGGCCCAGAUACCACGUUCUACACCAUAUCCAAUGGGGGAGGGGAUACCGAACGCAAAGUUAGACCCAGAUCCCAACAAUUAACCCGCGUUCGACUUGACUCUUUUGUUUCUUUCAUCAAGGGCCACCGAAUUGAGCGAUUCGCCCAUUAUGCCCCCGCGCACUAUACCCAUCGUUUCUUCUUAUCGUCUCUUCGCUUUGAUUCCUUUUACUGCCUUUUUCAUCGGCCUUUUGUCUCCACGCUAUUCUCCACUCUCGGAUACGACUAUUCAUUUUCUACCUACUCUAUCAAUGUUCACUCGAUACUCGUUUAAUCAAUGACUCUUUCUACGGACAAUUCGCGCUCAUGAUGUUUCCAAAUCGGACUUAAGAGGUUCUUGAUUUUUUUUUUUUUCCUUCCUUUCCUUUUUAGCCUUAUCGUUUUCACGGAUUAUUAGCAUGACAUCGUGGGUGGAAUAGGUAUUUCGGCUGUGUGGUUUGUUUUGUCAAGGGGGAGCAGAGUAACAUUUGUUGGAGCACGAUUGGAGCGGAUGGUUGUUCGGUCUCGGUGCUACUACCUAGAUACAUCUCCAUUCUUCUUAUUUCGGUACAGGAGUUCCUCGGGCUAUGCGCUUCUUCUAUUGCUUUCGGAUGGAAAGGCGCUGACUUUUUUACAUACAUAAC